AUGCUCAGCGAGGACUACUCAACCAUUUACAACCUGGUGUUCAAGAGAAACUCCGUCUUUGUGGGUAGUGUUUUUGCCACUGCAUUUGCAUUCCAGGGCUUCUUUGACUACGGUGUCACUUCCUGGUACGAGGCUCACAACAAGGGCAAGCUAUGGAAGGAUGUCAAGCUGAAGCUUGGUGAUGCCGGUGAGGAUGAAGAUGACGACGAAUAA
This is a messenger RNA of Kuraishia capsulata CBS 1993, 213 nucleotides long. RefSeq lists its product as uncharacterized. Bases 1 to 213 code for a protein of 70 amino acids. The record is from RefSeq and is a predicted model, not a curated record. NCBI's taxonomy places the organism in Eukaryota, Fungi, Ascomycota, Pichiomycetes, Pichiales, Pichiaceae. Gene Ontology annotation, biological process: mitochondrial electron transport, ubiquinol to cytochrome c. The transcript has 2 exons.